This is a messenger RNA of Colletotrichum orchidophilum, 222 nucleotides long. RefSeq lists its product as uncharacterized. Lineage: Eukaryota; Fungi; Ascomycota; Sordariomycetes; Glomerellales; Glomerellaceae. The transcript has 2 exons. Bases 1 to 222 code for a protein of 73 amino acids. The record is from RefSeq and is a predicted model, not a curated record.
AUGCGUUUCUCCCUCGCCGCACUCCUCGCCAUGGCUACAGUGGCCUUGGCCGCUACGCACCCCUCCAAUACGACGACAAGCACCACCAAAACCGCCACUGCCACGGCCAAAGCGUCGGCCUCCCACUCGGCCAGCAAGAGCAAGAACGCCGGCCCGAGAGAGACAGCGGCCAUUGCACUGGGCAUCAUGGUCGGUGGAAUGGGCCUUGCUGUCAACUUGUAG